AUGGCAAGCUCUGUGGUGUCGGAGAGCUGUGGCGGCGCGGUACCGCAGCAGCAGCUGUGCGACUACCAGGCCGCCAGCCCCGACGAGUGCUCGGCGUCGCCCUGUGCGCCCGGCCCUUGCACAGUGCCUGUGUCGCGGCAGCAGCUGUGCGACUACCAGGCCGCCAGCCCCGACGAGGUGGCGCUCGUCAAGUGGACUGACAUGAUGGGCGUGUCUCUAUACCGGAGGGACCUCCACAACAUUUCACUGAAACUCCGUGCUGCUAACGAGAUCAUGCAGUUCAGCAUCCUGCAGAUAUUCCCCUUCACCAGUGAAAGCAAGAUGAUGGGCAUUAUCGUGCAAGACGAGAACACGGACGUAAUCACAUACUACGUGAAGGGCGCGGACGUGGCUCUGGCGCGUCUGUUGGCGCCGGCGUGGCUGGGCGCCGAGUGCCGGCGGCUAGCGGCCGAGGGGCUGCGCACGCUCGUGGUCGCCAAGAAGACGCUCACCAGGAACGAGUACCUGGAGUUUGAGGCCGGGCGUGACGUGGCGCGUCUACUGGCGCCGGCGUGGCUGGGCGCCGAGUGCCGGCGGCUGGCGGCCGAGGGGCUGCGCACGCUCGUGGUCGCCAAGAAGACGCUCACCAGGAACGAGUACCUGGAGUUUGAGAGCGAGUACAAAGAAGCCCGUCUCAGCGUUCAGAAUCGAAGCGAGCGCACCGCCGCAGCUCUUAGCAAGCUGCACUGCGGCCUGACGCUGCUGGGGCUGACCGGCGUGGAGGACCGGCUGGCCGACCACGUGCCGCGCUCGCUCGCCAUGCUGCGGACCGCGGGCAUCAAGAUAUGGAUGCUAACAGGCGACAAGCUAGAAACGGCGCUAUGCAUCGCUCGCUCGCUCCACCUGGGUGGCGGGACCAACUGGUUCACAGCUAACACCUGCACCUCGCGGCGUGACGCGUACGCCUUACUGCAGGCUCUCACGCAACAUACCGACGAUAUGGAUCUGAUCAUAGAGGGGGAGACGCUGGAGGAAUGCCUCCGCUCAUACGAAGAAGAGUUCGUAGAAGUGCUACAGCGCUGUAGCGGCGUAGUCGUAGCGCGAUGCUCGCCGACACAGAAAGCGCGCGUAGCACGGCUGCUACGAGCGCGGGGGCUAGUCGUAGCAGCAGUUGGAGACGGAGGAAAUGACGUCGCUAUGAUACAGGAGGCCGAUAUGGGCGUGGGCAUCGAAGGCGCGGAAGGUCGCGCGGCGUCGUUAGCAGGCGACGUGAGCGUGCGCGCGCUGUCGUGCCUGGCGCGCCUGCUGCUGGUGCACGGCCGGCGCGCCGCCAUGCGCUCCGCCGCGCUGUGCCUGUUCAUCGUGCACCGCGGGCUCAUAGUGUCCACCAUGCAGGCUGUGUUCUCUGUAGUGUUCUACUUCUCUUCCGUGUCGCUGUAUCCCGGCUUCCUCAUGGUGGGCUACGGGACCGUCUAUACUUUGUUACCAGUAUUCUCGUUGGUAUUAGACAAGGACAUACCAAGUUCCACGGCGCUACGGCACCCGCAGCUGUACAAACAACUGACCAAAGGAAGGCAGCUAUCGUACAAGACUUUUUACAUAUGGACUGGCAUCUCUAUUUAUCAAGGUGGAGUGAUAAUGUACGGCGCGCUAGUGUUGUUCGAGGACCAGCUGAUCCACAUCGUAGAGAUCAGUUACACGGCGCUGAUACUGACGGAGCUGAUCAUGGUAGCGCUGACCGUCAACACGUGGCACCGCCUCAUGGUGGCGGCCGAGGCGGUCAGCUUGCUGAUGUACACCGCCACUCUGCUUAUAUUCACUUCGUACUUCGACGCUGACUUCAUAAGACACUGGGACUUCUGGUGGAAGGUGACCACUAUAACCCUCGUCUCCUGCCUGCCGCUAUACAUCGUCAAGCACAUGCACAGAAAGUGGAGCGCUCGCCAGUACAAGAACAUACUGAAAUGAUCUUCAAUAUCAACGCAUUUAGGUUCAUUACACAAUGUGGCACAAAAGGCCAUUAACAAAAGUG
This is a messenger RNA of Ostrinia furnacalis (Asian corn borer), 2011 nucleotides long. RefSeq names its product probable phospholipid-transporting ATPase IIB. Lineage: Eukaryota; Metazoa; Arthropoda; Insecta; Lepidoptera; Crambidae. Gene Ontology annotation, cellular component: trans-Golgi network; plasma membrane; endosome. The record is from RefSeq and is a predicted model, not a curated record. Gene Ontology annotation, biological process: retrograde vesicle-mediated transport, Golgi to endoplasmic reticulum; phospholipid translocation; endocytosis. Gene Ontology annotation, molecular function: ATP hydrolysis activity; ATPase-coupled intramembrane lipid carrier activity; ATP binding. Bases 1 to 1947 code for a protein of 648 amino acids. The transcript is spliced from 13 exons.